ACUUACGGUACGUUAGGCUUUCAAUACGCGUUCGCACGCAGAUUUGGUAGAGAGACACACGGAGAGAGGCAAAGCAAGAGAAAAAGCUUCUGUUUACUGUAACAUCUGAAUGGAUGUGAAAAAAGGAGACCUGUGAUGUGGACACGAAUAUGAUGGAGAUAACUGUAAAUAUUAAGGAGGAGAACUGUGAGUGGGAGUCCAUCUACCCUAAACAGGAAAAUCUGAGCUUUAAAGAGGAGGACAGUGAACUGCAGCUAGUGAGCAUUAAAGAAGAAGACAGAGAGUAUUCUGUUAGUAUUGAGACACACAACCAUACAGAUUUGAAGAGUGUAAAAAAAGAGAACUUUCAAGAAGAGUGUCAAGAUGGAGUGGUGACAAGGUUAGACUCUUCUCAAUGUGGGUACCGUUCACCUCCAGAGCCUUCUAUCAAUGUGAAGUCUGAAUCAUUCCAGUCUGACACAAAGAGAACUGAGGAAACUACAUCUGCUGGAACUCAGGAAAAUCAGCCACCAGCUACAAAGAAGUCUGGGAAAAGAAACAAAGAUCACUGCAGAUUGGAAGGUGGCAAAGAAUUCUCUGGCAGAAGUGAUCUUCAGAAACGCAUCAUAGAGAAACCACAUUGUUGUAAUGAGUGUGGUAAACGGUUUUCAAAAUUGUGCCGUCUAAAGAGCCACACCAGAGUUCACACCAAAGAGAAAUCAUAUUGCUGUAAUGAGUGUGGUAAACGGUUUUCAAAAUUGGGCCUUCUAAAUAGCCACACAAGAGUUCACACCGGAGAGACACCGUAUCCCUGUAAUACAUGUGGUAGACAGUUUGCACAAAUAAGUGGUCUAAAGAGCCACGCUAGAGUUCACAGCAAAGAGACACCUUAUUGCUGUAAGGAGUGUGGUAAACAGUUUUUAAAAAUGAGCCGACUAAAGAACCACAGUAGAGUUCACACCGGAGAGACACCAUAUCACUGUAAUGAAUGUGGUAAACAGUUUUCACAAACGAGUGGUCUAAAGAGCCACACUAGAGUUCACACCAAAGAGAAACCAUAUUGCUGUUGUGAAUGUGGUAAACGGUUUGCACAAGCUGGUGGUCUUCAGAAACACACUAGAAUUCACAUGGGAGAGAAGCCGUAUUCCUGUAAUGAAUGUGGCAGACAAUUCUCUGAAAGGAGCAAUUUUCAGACCCACACCAGAAUUCACACUGGAGAAAGGCCACAUUGCUGUUUGGAGUGUGGCAAAGCAUUCAGUCACAAGAGUACUCUUCAGAGCCACACAAGAGUUCACACUGGAGAGAAGCCGUAUCACUGUAAUACAUGUGGUAAACAGUUUUCACAAAUGAGCAAUCUUAGGAAACACACUAGAGUACACACCAGAAUGAAAACAAUAGCCGUGCAAAAAUCACCCCAGAAGAAGAACCACACUUCAAGAAUCAAGAGUGAGAUUCCUGAGAAGUAUUUUGAUGGAAUCACAUCCUGUUCUUUCCACAGAGAGAAAGAGAAAUCUGCAGUUCACAAUAACGUCCAGAUGGAUGUGAGCAUAGAUACCAGAGAGAUAAGGACCAUAACUGUUAAGGAGGAAGACUGUGAAUGGGAGAGUGUCCACCCUAAACAGGAGAGUCUGGACAUUAAGGAUGAGGAAUGUGGACUGGGAUCAAUGGAAAUUAAAGAGGAGACUGACGAGAAGUGCGUCGCCAUUGAGGCACACAAAAAUAAAACAAUGGAGGGUGUCAAGGAAGAAGAACCUCGUUAUGGGUAUCAAGAUGGACCGAUGACUGUGCUAGUCUCUUCUAUCAGACAAAGUUCAUCUGUCAAUGUGAAGUCUGAAUCGUUACAGUCUGUCACAAAGGGAAUUGAAGAAAAUACAUCUGUUAGAACUCAAGAUGAUCGGCCACCAGCUACAAAUCAGUCUGGUACAAGGGAGAAACCUCACUGCUGUUCCGAAUGUGGCAAACUAUUUUGUCACAAGCGCUCUCUUCAGAGCCACAAAAGAAUUCACACAGGAGAGAAGCCAUAUUGCUGCUUGGAAUGUGGCAAACAAUUCCGUGAGAGUACCCAACUUAAGCGACACAAAAGAGUUCACACUGGAGAGAAACCAUACUGCUGUAAUGAUUGUGGCAAACGGUUUCGUUGCAAGAGUCAUCUUCAAUGCCAUAAAAGAGUUCACACAGGAGAAAAGCCUUAUUGCUGUUUGGAAUGUGGUGCACGAUUCUCAUGUAAUACCAGUCUUCUGAGCCACAAGAGAAUUCACACUGGAAGAAAGCCAUAUUGCUGCUUGGAAUGUGGCAAACAAUUCUGUAACAUGGGUACUCUGCAGAAACACACAAGAUUUCAUACUGGAGAGAAACUGUUGAGCUGUUUAGAAUGUGGCCGGCAAUUCUAUGAUGAGAGAAGUCUUCAGAGUCACAAAAGAAUUCACACUGGAGAGAAACCAUAUUGCUGCUUGGAAUGUGGCAAACAAUUCCGUGGGAGUACCCAACUUCAGCGCCACAAAAGAGUUCACACUGGAGAGAAACCUUAUUGCUGUAAUGAAUGUGGCAAACGGUUUCGUUGCAAGAGUCAUCUUCAGUACCACAAAAGAAUUCACACAGGAGAAAAGCCUUAUGGAUGUUUGGAGUGUAGUGCACGAUUCUCAUGUACCACCAGUCUUUUGAGCCACAAAAGAAUUCACACUGGAGAAAAACCAUAUCGCUGCUUGGAAUGUGGCAAACAAUUCUGUAACAUCAGUACUCUGCAGAAACACACAAGAUUUCAUACUGGAGAGAAACUGUUCAGUUGUUUAGAAUGUGGCCGGCAAUUCUAUGACGAGAGAAGUCUUCAGAGUCACAAAAGUAUUCACACUGGAGAGAAACCAUAUUGCUGUUCUGAAUGUGGAAAACGAUUCUAUGACAAGAAACGUCUUCAGAGUCACAAAAAAAUUCACACUGAAGAGAAGAUGUUUUGGUGUUCUGAAUGUGACAAACAAUUCUCAAAUAUUAGCAGUCUUAAGACCCACACUACAAUUCAUACUGGAGAAAAACCAUACUGUUGUUUGGAAUGUGGAAAAACAUUCCGUACCAAGGGUUCUCUUCAGAGCCACACUAGACUUCACACUGGAGAAAAGCCAUUUUGCUGUUUGGAAUGUGGCAAAAAAUUCCGUAGCCAGAGUAAUCUUCUGACCCACAAUAAAGUUCACACCGGAGAAAAGCCAUUUUGCUGUUUGGAAUGUGGAAAAACAUUCCGUACCAAGAGUAAUCUUCAGGGCCACACUAGAGUUCAUACCGGAGAAAGGCCAUUUUGCUGUUUGGAAUGUGGCAAAAAAUUUCGUAGCCAGAGUAAUCUUCUAAGCCACACUAGAAUACACACAGGAGAGAAAGAAGCCCUGAGAAGUAUGUUACAAAAGGGAAUGAGUAGAAGGAAGAAAGGAGAAAGGAGGGUGAAGGAAGCCAAAAAGUCACCUUUAUAACUACUGUAGUCUUCAUGCGUACCUUCACAUGGUGGGCUUCAUUGUACAAAAUCCAUACUGAACCUCACCAAGGCAAAACUACGAUUAUAGUAUAAAAAGGACCCAAGGAGUAACUCAUACUGGCCAUGGGUCUCCCAGGAUAAAAAGGUACCCAACACCUGUCUCUGCAGUAGCAUAGUUGAUGGUGCUAGCCAUAGUGUAAAAUCUUCAGAAGAAGAUGAUUUUUCAAUGUGCUGUCAGUCCAUAUAUGCACUGUUUCUGGUGUUGUCACAGUGGAACAAAACUGACCACAAAAAUGUAGCUUAAGCAAGAAAUUAAAAGGACCGGACGUAGUCCAGUGAUCACUUGAAGAUAAUGAGAAGAUCAUGUACUGCUGCAUUUAUGCAACAAAUCCUGAAUUACUGACUAAAUGAUAUGCCAAGAGGACUCACACAAAACUGGAAUAGACAUGGCAUGUGGAGCUGUGCAGAGGAAAGCAACCAAAUGCAUCCCAGGACUUAGACAUGUCCUACUGUGACAGACUCGGAGAAAUAAAAUUGUUUAGUCUCAAGUAGAGGAGACUCUGUGGGUACUUAAUCCAGCUCUUCAAAAUCCUCAAAAGCAAUGAUAAGUAGAUCCAGCAACAUUCUUUUGUGUUAAUGCUGAAUUAUGUAAUUGAGGACAUCAGUGGAAAUUAAGGGGAAGUGAACUUAUGACUGAAGCCAGGAAGCACUUUUUUUACACAGAGUUAUGAGAGAUGGAGUUGAAGCAGAAACCUUGACAACCUUUAAGAAGUAUCUGGAUGAGAUUUUUGGGAAAGAUUGGCUGUUAGAUAAACAAACUGGCUUAAAUAAAAAUCCAUACAAUCAAAUCAAACUUAACCAAACCAAAAUUCAACCCCUACCCAAAAGAAAGUGAGGAGAUCCAGCCAACAAAGCAAAUCUUCGAAGCAGCAAGGAAAGAAGUGUAUCCUUUUCCCCAAUAUAGGUUAUUCUAAAAUGUUAUUGAGUAGGUCUUGCCAUGUUUUUAAAAGUUUUGAACAGAUACUCUGAGUGAGAAUUUGAUUUUUUUUUUUUUUUCUUUCCAAACUUCAAAUAGUAUAGGACAUCAAUUACCUCACUGACUUAAAGGUGGUAGGUUGAGAUUCUUGGAGUUGAACAAGACAAUUCUAUGUGCUAAUAGUGAGGUUAAGACAAUUAUGAAUUGUUUCUCCUUCUCUACGUUAAACCCAUCUGGGAGUCCACCACACACAGAUGUUAAUGGGUUAGGAGUGAUUGUGACACCAUAGCUGUCUGAUAAGCAUUCAAAGAUUUUUCUCCAAAUCAAUGUUAAUUUGGUUCACGCCCAAAACAUCUGGCCCAGUGAGGCUAGAGCUAGAUUACAACAGUCACAGCCUGAAUCUUGCCCUGGAAACAUUUUGAAUAGUUUUAAGCGUGAUAGAUGUGCUCGAUAGAUGAUUUUAAGUUGAAUAAAUGACUUCUUUGUGCAUAUGCAGCUAAAGUGUGUUCUGUGCAUGGCUGUCUUCCAUUCCUUUUCUGAAAUGUUAAAUGAAAUAUCCUUUGUCUAUUGUGCCCUAGGAUCUUUGAAAGGAAAGGACUUUAAAAUGUUUUUAAAAAUUGUGAAGAUGCUAUCUGAGUCUUCAAGAGC
Molecule: messenger RNA, 5057 nt
Organism: Erpetoichthys calabaricus (reedfish)
Lineage: Eukaryota; Metazoa; Chordata; Cladistia; Polypteriformes; Polypteridae
Product: zinc finger protein 791-like
Exons: 5
Coding region: 150-3431 (1093 amino acids)
Source: RefSeq, a predicted model, not a curated record